Messenger RNA from Danio rerio (zebrafish), 1738 nucleotides. The record is from RefSeq and is a predicted model, not a curated record. Lineage: Eukaryota; Metazoa; Chordata; Actinopteri; Cypriniformes; Danionidae.
CCGGUUUGUAGACAUUCCCUCUUCUCAGUUUCAGUCUUCUCUCUCUCCCUGAUAAGAACAUGCAUUCUGUCUUGUCCUCAUUUAGAACAAAAUGGAGACCAACAGGAGAGAUUCGCCGGUAACGUUAAGCACCAUCAGGGACCUGUUGGAGUCUCCACUGACCACCGAGGAGGUGCACAAACGACUGACCGACGACGAGGAUUCCGUUUCGAGUCUUGACACUGACAGGGAGUCGAACAGUUCGCCGUUAUGCACAUUGGAUGAGUUACAAGAGCAACUUGCAGUGAAUGACAGCAGUGUCUCGACUGAAGAUGAUCCCCGCUUCACGACAGGGAUUCAUGAUAGUGACCCGGACGCGCCGCAGAAGCCCCGCCGCUCGUAUAUUGAGGAAGCAUUACCGGAUCUGCUGCGGAGCGGGAGCCCACUGCGCAGAAGAGUGUCCAGCCCGGUGUCUGUAACGUUGAAGCAUGUGAAGAAGGAAGUGGAAUUAUCUCGCCAGCGCAGUCUGAGACUCAAGGCUCAGGUAGAUAGGCUGCAACAACAACACCAAAGUGGACCCGGCUGGAGCGAAAGCAAAUACCGAGUGGCAGAGGAGCUUCAGUCUGUUGUGAAGCUGUUGCUUCCACUGACUGAUCUAGAAUCAGCAGAAGUGGACCAGCAGUCGCGGGCCAACCCUCUAGACACCGCACUGCUUCAGCUGCAGAAAGUGGCACGCAGACUCGCCCUUAACCACACUUGUCAGGGAAAGGAGAAGUCUGGAGAAGACGCUGCCAUUUUACAGCAAGCUCUACGGGACAGAGAUGACGCCAUUGUAAAGAAACAAGCUAUGGAGAGUGAGCUGUUGAAAAGCAAGAAUGAACUGAUGACACUGAACAACCAACUUCUGGAAGCUGUUCAGAGUCGACUGGAGCUGUCUAUAGAGCUGGAGGCCUGGAAAGAUGAUGUACAGACCAUCCUUCAUCACCAGCUCCUCCGACAGCAGCAGGAAGAGCAGGCUCAGAAGAAAUCCAGAGGGUUUGGUGUCCUGCGGCGCUCAAAUAAACCCCUUCCUCCAAAACCUGACUAUUUGCCCACUCUGAAACAAGCAACUGUGCCGAUUCCUGAGUCCCCGUCACCCACAGCAACACAGAGGUGGAAAGACAAGUUCAGACGUGGACGGAUCACUUCACUAGAACCAGUGGAGACUAAACCACAGAGGAUGAUCAAAGAGGACAAUUUUCAUAACGUUUCUUUGGACUAAUGAGGCAGUUUCAGUGAUUUUGCCCCACCACACUUAGGAUGUCUGUCCUGGGGAUGUAAAUAAUAUUUGGAAUACUGUUAUGAAACAUUAAAGGGAUAGCUCACCCAAAACUGAACAAUCUGUCACUUACUCACUGUUUACUUAUCACAAAAGAAGAUGUUUUGAAAAAAGCUGGAAACCGGUAACAAUUAACUUCCAGACUAUUGUUUUUUUCCUACUAUGGAAGUCAAUAGUUACAGGUUUCCAGCUUACUUCAAUGUAUAUUCUCUUAGGUUCAGCAAAAAAAAAAAAACGUUUGGAACACUUUAGGGUGGGUAAAUAGUGAGUAAAUAUUCAUUUUUGGGUGAAUUAUCCCUUUUAAAAGCAUGUUUCAGUUUUGUGUUGAGAAUCUUAAAAGGCUUGUUGACCUACAUGAAUGAAGGAUGUGAUAUUUUGUCUAUACUUCCUAGUAAUAUAUUAAGAAAGGGGAAUAAAGCUGACAGAAAUGACAACAGAUAA